Molecule: messenger RNA, 3225 nt
Organism: Sorex araneus (European shrew)
Lineage: Eukaryota; Metazoa; Chordata; Mammalia; Eulipotyphla; Soricidae
Gene: TAL2
Product: TAL bHLH transcription factor 2
Exons: 2
Coding region: 109-426 (105 amino acids)
Biological process (GO): regulation of transcription by RNA polymerase II
Molecular function (GO): DNA-binding transcription factor activity, RNA polymerase II-specific; RNA polymerase II cis-regulatory region sequence-specific DNA binding; protein dimerization activity
Source: RefSeq, a predicted model, not a curated record
CCCGUGUCCAGCGCAGCCUCCCGGGCCCGAGCUGCAGUCGCCCAGCAGUCGGGCAGGGGCGUGGGGGGCGACCUGGUAACAGCCACCGAGGUGACUAGGAUUACAAGCAUGACCAGGAAGAUCUUUGCCAAUACCAGGGAGAGGUGGAGGCAGCAGAAUGUCAAUAGUGCCUUUGCCAAGCUGAGGAAGCUCAUCCCCACUCACCCUCCGGACAAAAAGCUCAGCAAGAAUGAAACGCUUCGCCUGGCAAUGAGGUACAUCAACUUCUUGGUCAAAGUCUUAGGAGAGCAAAGCCUGCAUCAGGCAGGAGUGGCUGAUCAGGAAAACAUUCUGGGACUCUUCCCCCAAGCACCCCACCCUCCAGAGAGGACUCUGCUUGUUGACUACCAGACCCCUUCCCCUGAUCUGGGCCACUGCGUUCCAUAGUGUGUCUCUGCCUGUCCCCUCCCAGAGCAUUCCUUGUUCAGAAGCCUCUGACUGUGGACAGCCUGUUGUGUGUUCCAGAGUCAGCCUGGUAGUUUGGAGACGUGAAUUUGAGCUCUAUAGGAGGUGCUCAGGGAGCCCAGAGGAGGUCACAACACUGUGGCUUUGCAAUCACAGAACCACCUGUCUCUCUAUGUGAACCAACUGCAUAGGAUGUUUGACACAAAUUUCUGGUUUAAAACUGGUUCCACAUUCCUGUUUCACUCAAUGUUGUUUCCAAUGAUAAGAAAGGGUGGAUGAGUAGAGGUUCUUUCCCUCUGGACAAUUGUUAAGGUUUGUCUUGAGCAAAAAAAAAAAAAGGUAUACUGGAGCAAGGAUGCACAAAGAAAGUCUUAAGGUUGACAAAUGAAAAAGACAGCCCUUGUGGAAACCAACCUGGAGACAUGUGGGAAAAGCUGGUGGAGGAAAAACCCUCUCGACACGCGAGGAUUGCAGCAAUGCAGCAGCUCCACAAAGAAGUGCUUGGCAGCCCUUGUCUCUGUGGAAACGUGAGGUGUGACUUGCAUUGAGUCAGUCACGUAUUAGUAUCUCCAAGCCAAAUAAUGGAUCAUAUUUGUGACAGGAAGGGACUUGGUAUUUGAUGAAUUAAUGAGUUAAUAGUGUUCUUACAGAAGAGAAGUUUGUUAACAUGGACAAUCUAACUCCUUUGUUUCACAUGUUAGUGACAUUUUAAGUUCAGCCUGAGUUUCUUCUGCUUUAAAACUGGUAUAAUUCAAAUAUGUAUAUGGAAACCUGAACAUUACAAUUUAGUGUCUUUUUUUUAAAAAAAGAGAGCUUGGUUCAAACAAAGAGAUUUAGAGUAGACAAUAGGAUAGUAAUACCUGACUUUAAUGGAUUCAUGGGUUUUAAUUUGUCUUCUUUGCUGAAGAGAAUUAGCUCAAUCUUACCCUGGGAUGGAUGAUACCCAUAGGUCAGUGAAAUAAAGUGUACCUGGCAUAAUUUAUCAUCAUGUGUCUCACCCCCUCACACACACAUACUCCAGGAUACUCAGAUCCAAAGAGGAAUCUCAUAGUUGAACACAGAAUAUAAAUAAUGUCCUUUGAUUGUCUCUGGGACGUUCAUUUCCCCAAAGUUCUUGACAGUGCAUUGGUUUUAAAACCUUCUGAACCACAGGAAACUGUUGUAUUUGAGGUUAUGGAUUGCCAGAAUGUGUACAAUAGAAGAAUUUAAAUUUCCUUCCACUCUCCAAAGAAGAUAUUUGAUUUAUGAAAGGUUGAAACAAGCCUUUUGGUUUAGUUAUCAGAAGAAAGCUGGAUGAGACUCCCUUAAAUCUCAUUCCCCCUAAAGCAAGAUCAUAAUGUCACCAAAUUCUCUACAGCACUCACUCUUGUAGUACAGUCAUUCAUUCGAAGCAAUAUAUUCUCCUGAUAGGUCAUUUAUUUAAAUUUCAUUCAGUACACUUCCCUAUGGGGCUAGAAUAAUCCAGGGAAGCACAUAAGCACAGAGUCCAGGGGAUUUUCUCCAAAUAUCCAUUUCUUUUUCAUGAGCUUAUGUGGACUUAAGUUUGUACCCAAACUAUCAAAUGAUAGUACAUGUCUUCUCAAAGAUUUGGAAACAGUUGUCAAUUGAAUAACAUUACAUACUCUCUCAUUUGGCGUUAAAUCAAAACUGCCUUCUCCCAGCCUUCUUAUAGUAUCUUGUUUUCACAUGUUUCUGAGGAAAUCACAGAGACUGAAGACAGGAUUUUAAUGCCCUUCCAUGAGUGGAUGCAUUUUCCUGCCUUCAGGUCUUGGUCUGUGUGAAUAAAGGGCCUUCCCACGAUAGUGUAACAGAAUGUACCUGAUGAAGGGAAUAGAAUUAUCUAAAAAAGACACUGCAGAAAAAUUGUUUGAUAAAUGAAUAAGCAUUUAUAAUAUUGAUGUGAUGCUGGAGAGACAGAACAGGGGGUGCUAUGCAUGCAGCCAAUGCUAGUUUGAUCCCUGGCACCUCAUAUAUAUAUAUUUUUUUAGCCCUCCCAGAAAUAAUCUCUGAGUGCAGAGUGAGGAGUAAGCCCUGAUCAUUGCACAUUGUGGUCCCCAAACAUUUUACUUUCACCUCUUAGAUUAUGUCUUUUGUAAGCUUGGAUUUUUUGAAGAUAAGUCUGUGUUAGAGUAAAGGGACUGUCAGAAGGAAUGAUGGUUGGCUCCAGACCAAAUAUUUGGAAAGGGAUCCAUGAGACCGGAAGCUAACACAGAAAUCACUUCACAGUCUUCCUUGGUGACACCCACUUCUGGUUCAGUGAUGGCUGCACUAAGAAUUUAUAAUUCAAGCACAUUGCAUUGCACUAAGGGUGCAUUUCUUCAUGGCUCAUUUGCACCCAACCGAAAACUUUAAACAGAUUAUAUAAUCGAUGCUACUCAGCCAUUUGUGAAAAGUAUUUAUUCUCCUAAGGACAGCACUGGAACUUCUAGAAAUCAGAUACAAAUGGGUUCAUUAAUUUAUAAAGUUUAGUUUAGGAUCACUAAUUUUACUUCUUUUGUAGAAGAGAAAACAGGAUUUUGGAAUACUUUUACCAUAGUCACACAGGCAGUUAAUGAGCCCAGGACACAGUGCCAAGUUUUCUGGGUCCAACAUUUCUUCGGCUCUGGUCAGUUGCCAAGUACUUUAAAGUUGAAAGUGGGCGAGCCCCUUGUUAUAUGCAUCUCUUUAACAUGGUGUUCAGUAGCAUUCCACCUAGACUUUUGUUGUUCCAAUUGAAUUACUGUACUUUGUAGAAAGUGGUUAAAUAUAUCAGCCAAAGAUUUUAUUUGUUGGUAUAUUUUG